ACUGCAGGCAUCAGAGGUGGGCAAGACCCUGGCUCCCUGCAGUCCCUCCCCAGCACCCCAUGAAGGUACUUAGUGACUGUGACUGAGUCACCCCGUAACCUUCUCUUCAUUAAGCAAAAGAAAUUGAGCUCCUGAGUCUCUCACUAGGUGGCAGGGUUUCUAACCUUUGAAUCAGUCUUGAGGCUUUUUUCUGACUUCUCUUUCAUUGAUAACAUCCUUCUGGAAGGGCAUUCACCAGCAUAAGCCCUUGGAGAAUGGCAUUAAAUUGGAGUAACACCACAGUGAAUCAGGCAGGCGCUGUGAGGCUCUGGAUGGGACUGGUCCCCAGACCGGGUGUCUGUCUGUCAACAUCCACCGGCCAAUGUCAGAAGACGAGAUACUGAGCUAGAUGGACCUUUGUUCUGACCCAAUAUGGCCGUUCUUAUGUGCCACCAUCUUCCACCCUGGCACUGUUCAAUUUAGAGACAGGGAGAGGAGAAUUUUCAGAAGAAAAUCUGAUUAAGCAAUUCUCUGCUCAGUAUGACUAAGGAUAUCUCCAUUUACUGUACACAUUCACACAACAUUGCCCAUGCUUGCAUUUUAUCAGGAGAUUGGCGACAUUUGAUGCAAAGCCUCAACUGCUGGAGUAACGUGAUUAUAUGAGUCUCUCAGCUUCCAUGACAACAAUAAGGAGGGCUGUGAUUGGAGUUGAGAACGAGAUGAGCCAAUCAUGAAGGACUAUAAGAACAUGGUGUUUUUACAUCCACAGUAAGCCAGAUAUAAUCUCCAUAUAUGACGCCACAGGAUGGACGAGGUGGACUGGGAGUCCAAUAACAACACUUAUGACACAGGUGAGGAGCAUUCAGAUGACUCCAGUCAUUCCUCUGAGCGGGUGGGUCACAAAUCUAGCCUCCAGCUGGAGGUAGACUUAGACUACUCUCAACCAUGCAGUCCUGGUUGUAGCCCUGCUGGAACUUCAGGUAGGCAAGAACUCCCUGUAGAAUUGCAGUGUGAAGACGAGGAAACCUAUGAGACCUACUACCAGAAGCGAGGUGAGACUACAGCUGGGGUCUUUGUCACCUCCAACACCAACUUUGACCUGCAAUGUGAAGAUGAGGAUCUGGAGUUCUACUCCUCUGAGGAACCUCAGGGAGGAUUAAGUGAGGAUGAUGAAAAGAUCAUUCUUGUUGAUGCUUUUGAUGAGGAGGACCUGGAGGCCAUCACUGGAGAAGCUUUGCCUUAUAGGUGCAAGAAGUGUGGUGCCUCUUUCCAGGAUUUGGGUGAAUUACAAGAACACAACCAGAUCCAUCUGACAGAGCAUUCAUACCAAUGCCCCAUCUGCGGCAAAGAGUUCUUCCGUGCUGCGAACUUGCGAAUGCACAAGCUCAUUCAUUCUAGUGACAGGCCACACAAGUGUCCGGAGUGUGACAAGGGGUUCAUCCGCACGGCUGAUGCCUGGAGGCACCUAUGCAAUGUGCAUAAGAUUGAGCGCUCCAAGGUAGUUUUGGGAAAUGGCAUGGUUAGGAACCCAGGGUCAACAUUGCACCAAAACAAGCAUGGCAGUGGGGAUACUGACCAGCAGUGUUCAAAAAAUCAAAAGCCUGGGGAAGAAGAGUCUAAACCUUACAUCUGUCCGAUGUGUGGCAAAGGUUUCCGUAAACCUAAUCUGCUGUUGAAACACAAGGUGAUCCAUCCACAGGACAAACCAUAUAAAUGUCAAGAAUUUACACUAAGCAGGAAACUCCUGGGAGCAGCUCCAAGGCAGGAGGCAGGAGCAGCACAUGGCAGUGGGGGGAGGAACAGCUGAAUUGCCAGGCAAUUGCUAGCCUGCUGGGUGGCUGCCAC
Molecule: messenger RNA, 1824 nt
Organism: Mauremys reevesii (Reeves's turtle)
Lineage: Eukaryota; Metazoa; Chordata; Testudines; Geoemydidae
Product: zinc finger protein 234-like
Exons: 2
Coding region: 785-1786 (333 amino acids)
Biological process (GO): regulation of transcription by RNA polymerase II
Cellular component (GO): nucleus
Molecular function (GO): DNA-binding transcription factor activity, RNA polymerase II-specific; RNA polymerase II transcription regulatory region sequence-specific DNA binding
Source: RefSeq, a predicted model, not a curated record